This is a messenger RNA of Cydia pomonella (codling moth), 1076 nucleotides long. RefSeq lists its product as uncharacterized. The transcript is spliced from 2 exons. Lineage: Eukaryota; Metazoa; Arthropoda; Insecta; Lepidoptera; Tortricidae. The record is from RefSeq and is a predicted model, not a curated record. Bases 246 to 1025 code for a protein of 259 amino acids.
UGGGAUCGGUCUCGCUCUCUGUGACACUGACACUUUUAAGCCAGUUUUGAUUUUUUGAUUGCUUAUUCUUUUUGACUUUUGACAAUCUAUUAUUUAAGUUUUCCGGAGUUACUUUUUCAGUAAUUAAAUAAAAUCCAAUACAGUUAAGGAUACCGUGUAAUAGACAUAGAAUUAGAAUUCUUCAACACCCAUCUUUUAUACUUUUGAAGCCGCUGCAACUGGAUUUUGAGACAUUUUGAUUCACAAUGGAUGCUACUGCACAACCUGAAACGGAAAACCCAUCAACAGGAAAAGAUAACCCACCACCAGAGGAAGAAAAUGCUACACCAGACAAACAGAACACACCCUCAGAUAGUAAAAAACCUGUUGACUUCAGACUGAAACACUGGACCAAGGAUGAAAUCUAUGAGCUUCUGCAAGCAAUCAAAGUGUUUGGUUCUCAAAAUGUUACUUGCAUAUCACAAAGUAUUCCAAAUAAAUCUGCACAACAAAUAAAAGAUGCCAUUGCAUGCUACAAAGAAAGAGCACUCUCUAAACAAAAUCCCCUUAAAAGAAAAAUUUGGAGCUCAAAGAAACAUGUCAACAGGCCACCUAUACCACUAAUCAGUUGGGCCAAGUUUUUACAAGAUUCUCUUAGCUACAAGGAUCUACAUACUGAAACAGCUACUGCUCUGAGAAUAAUUGCAGAAUUUGACAACAUACCUGCAGCAACACAUACUGAAAACAUAGAUUUUAGGAACAUAUAUCAUUCUAUAGCUAAUGCCAUGGAGGGUAAGGCAAUAGCAGACAAUGGCCCAAUGGUUACCAUUCUCAACAAAUGUAUUGUUGAUACUGCAUUAACCAGCAAAGCAUUCAUGCGUUUAGCAACAUUGCAAAAUGUUGUUGAAUGGAUUGACAUGUCUGACAAACCAUGUGUGUUACCGAGGCCCACAGACAAUUUGGAAUUGGCAACCUUGAGGCAUUUGGCGUCACAAAGAACAUACAAUCCUCUAGGCAUCCCUGAGCAAUAUCUAAAGCCCAAUUAAUUAUAUUAAGGUAUAAAAAAAACUGUUUAUUAUUUUAAAUGUUUUAUUACA